ACCUGUAGUGCGUGCUGCCACUGGUUCUCCGCAUCACUGUUUCCAUCGUUUUUACGAGCUGUCUCAUAUGCAGCGUACAAUCGAACGGGGAUUUUCUUUAUUUUUUAACAUUCCGCUGUCCUCCCUCUCCCCCUCGCAGAUUUUCAUUGCUUGGAUCCUGGUCUGCACGAGGCUGUAGGACGGUGCCCGUCGAUUCGUUCAGAACAAAAUGUAUAUGUGACAGGCUCUCCACCUUCGCCAUUUUAGCACGUCUAAAUCCCGACAUGAACAUGGACAAGACGCUAGUGCCCUCUGUGACGCUCAUUGUGGGCUGUGGGGUUUCCUCACUGACGUUGCUGCUUCUAAUCAUCAUUUAUGUUUCCGUUUGGAGGUACAUCCGCUCUGAGCGCUCCGUCAUCCUGAUCAACUUCUGCCUCUCCAUCAUCUCCUCCAAUGCCCUCAUUCUGAUUGGGCAGACCCAAACGCGAAACAAGGUGGUCUGCACACUGGUCGCUGCCUUUCUUCACUUCUUCUUCCUGUCCUCCUUCUGCUGGGUGCUCACAGAGGCAUGGCAGUCCUACAUGGCUGUUAUGGGACGCCUUCGAAACAGAAUAAUCCGGAAGCGUUUCCUGUGCUUGGGCUGGGGUUUGCCUGCUUUGGUAGUUGCUGUCUCCGUGGGCUUCACUAAGGCCAAGGGAUAUGGCACUCUCAACUACUGCUGGCUUUCUCUGGAAGGAGGGCUCCUCUAUGCAUUUGUGGGACCCGCAGCUGCUGUAGUACUGGUUAACAUGGUUAUUGGGAUUCUGGUUUUUAACAAACUUGUGUCCAAAGAUGGCAUCACUGAUAUGAAACUGAAGGAGCGGGCAGGUCAGGUGACAGUCCCUCUGUACAGUAUGACGCUCAAAUGUGCCAAGUGCGGAGUAAUCUCGUCGGCUGAUGUGUCCACCACAGCUACCAGUAACGCCAUGGCAUCGCUGUGGAGCUCGUGUGUGGUCUUGCCCUUGCUUGCCCUCACCUGGAUGUCAGCUGUGCUGGCCAUCACCGACCGCCGCUCUGCCCUUUUUCAGAUUCUCUUUGCAGUAUUUGACUCCCUGGAGGGUUUCGUCAUUGUCAUGGUCCACUGUAUCCUUCGUAGAGAGGUUCAGGAGGCGGUUAAAUGCAGAGUAGUUGACCGUCAGGAGGAUGGAAAUGGUGAUUCUGGCGGCUCCUUCCAGAAUGGCCAUGCGCAGCUCAUGACUGACUUUGAGAAAGAUGUUGACAUGGCCUGCAGAUCAGGUACUCUGAAGCGGCCUUCUCUACAGGGUGAUGAGAAAACAGGACCCCAACAGCUCACACUUCAGAAGGGUUCGAACUUCAAUACUCUGCCCGCCAGCAUGGCUAAGGUGCAUCUACAGAAUGUGGCUGACUAUGCCAGUCACACGCUCACUCUGAAGAGAGACAAAGGUGCUGGUGCCCGGGAGCUGCCUGGCGCUAAGUCCAUCUACAUCUGUGAUGGGGAGCUCUUCAAGCAGAUGGAUGCAGAUCUGACUUGUGGGCCUGCCGAAGCUCCCGCAGCCCCCGAAAACAGCAGCUAUGUGCUGCUGCCCAGUAACACAUCCACAUUGCGGGCGAAGCCCAAGGAGGACCCUGGAAAAUAUAACAUGAAUAUCGAGCAGCUGCCCCAGACCCGACUCAUCCACCUGAGCAACCCUGCUGCAGAGCCAGCACCGGGCUUCAGCCUCAAGGCCCUGCCUGCUGAACAUGUCAGUGUAUCCUGCUCGGAGAAGGAGGCACCUGCCCAAAAUGCGCAGAACAUAUCCAGUGAGUCACAGAUGACUAACAGCCUUGGUGAGGCUGGUGACUCAGGGAACUCCGGUAUGAUGUCCAAGAGUGAGACUGUGUCAACACUCUCCAUGAGCUCCUUGGAGAGACGGAAAUCUCGCUAUGCUGAACUAGACUUUGAGAAGAUCAUGCACACACGGAAACGACAUCAAGACAUGUUUCAGGACCUAAAUAGGAAGCUGCAACAUGCUGAGAAAGACCGAGAAUCCCCACCCAUUGAUGGCAAGCCUGGUAAGCGAUGGAGUGUUUCCUCUGGCGGCAGUGACAAAACCAAUCUUAGUGACAAACAGCAGACUCCCAGCAAACGGGCCUGGGAGGGCAUUCGCAAGACACACUCUCCCCCCUCUUGGGUGCGCAAGGACCUGGAGCCUGUUCAGGCCUCACCAUUAGAGCUUAAGAGUGUGGAGUGGGAAAAGGCCAGUGCUACCAUACCCCUGGUUGGCCAGGAGAUCAUCGACCUGCAGACAGAAGUCUGACCAGAGCUUGAAAACAUCCAGUAGAGCCCCAUCUUCUCUUCAUUUCAUUUGAGGUUGAAACUAACAGACUUACAGUACAGGGGAAAGAGGACCAAAAGAAAGAGAGAAUUACAGAAUGCAGAGGACCCUCAACUCCAUCUUUAGAAAGAGAAUUAGAAGGGGAAAUUACUUAUCCUUUCUUUAUUUAUUUAUUAUUAUUUUUUUUUACUUUGAUACCAGAAUCGCCUUUUCCUUAUACUGACAAAAGGACAGAACAUCGAAAAGUGACUUUUUUUCUAUGAAAAAGUUAUGGAAAGGAGUGUGAACUGAUGCCAAGAAAGAAACAUACAGGUUCCACGUGUUUCUGCAGAGAAAGACUUCAGCAUUCUGUCAGUGCUAAACAAGGGUAGGAUUCCCUUGCAACGUCUCUUUCAUUGGUUGGUUGUGGUCAGGCAAGUGAGACACAGAGGGACCACCCUCCCCCCUCCCCAUAUGUGGGGAAAACCAAACUCUGGUCUGUUUCCAUUAUUAUUCUUUUCCAUUCUUGUUGAUUUACAUACUGUUAUUUUUUCUGCUUAAUGUAAUGAGUCAGCUGAAGACUGUAAGGCCUAUAUGGCAUAAUAAGCUGUCUACAGUCUAUUACAGUGGAUUUCAUCAGUCAUUAUUACAAUGAAAAAAAAACAAUGGCCCUAAUUGUUACUGUUUCACUGUUUUGUAUCAUAUUAUCUAUAUUAUAACAACACACAUUUACACCCUCCCCUCAUCUUUACUGAUAUACCAGUUCCUCCUUUUGGUCUCUUAGAAAUAUGUGAACUAGUAAUACUAAAAUUCUAACAAUCAAGCAAUUUAAACUCAAAACAUCAUUCAGGCCAGACAGUGGACAAGAGCAGGUGGAUUGGGAAAAUGCUCCACUCCUGGCGACUCAAUCCCAGCGAGCAUGUUAGCUGUCCAUGCAAGGAGCCUGAUGCACUGCCCUGUGGAAUGAAAGGAAAAACGGACCACUGCCUCAGCAAGACUGUUACGCAGCAGCAGGCGCCACACUGGCCACCCUCUGCAAGGCCCCCUACAAUGGGUGCAGUGGUGGUGGCCCUGACAGCGGCGUAGUGCUGGCAGGCAUUGGCGGCUGCCUCACAUGCAGACAGAUGUGGAGUGCCCUGUGAAAGGGUUGGAUCACAGGAAAAAGAUUUAAAGGACUAAAUGUUUGACAAAGUAUAUAUAAAUACUUAUUUGUUAAAAUGAACAUUUAUAAAUAUAUACAUUUGAAACUGCAGAAACUGUGACAGUAAUUCAAAUUUUUUUGGUUGCACUCAGAGAAAGCACAAAGCUCUUUAUAGAGAGUCCUGCUGUACAGUACUGUAAUUAUUUAAACAGAAUAACAAAGAAUGAAUUUUAGCCUAUACAUAUCUUUCUACUGUGUUUUAGGAUUUUCAUGUUUCUUUUAUUUUUUUUUUCCCACCCCCCAAUUUUUUGGGUUACUGGACUAUAAUAGUGUUCUGUAACUAAUGUAAUGGUGUGUGUUUUAAUAUCAUUGUCUGUACCUUAGCCACUUUCCCCCCGGCCUUCUCUGAAAUAGACUUUUGUUUUGUCUCUUUUAUUUUAUUGAUUGCAACUCUUUGUUAAUGUACAGUUUCGGAGCACAAAAACUGAAUGUGUCUCAUUUCUAAUAAAAGAUAUAUCUAUAUUA
Messenger RNA from Paramormyrops kingsleyae, 3939 nucleotides. The record is from RefSeq and is a predicted model, not a curated record. NCBI's taxonomy places the organism in Eukaryota, Metazoa, Chordata, Actinopteri, Osteoglossiformes, Mormyridae.